GGCGCCCGCGCGCGGCCACCGCCCUACACCGGCGUCUGGCUGGGCGAGCGGAAGAUCUGCGCCAUCGGAGUCCGCUAUGGAAGACACAUCACAUCCCACGGGCAGGCCCUGAACUGUUCCACAGACCUCACGUGGUUUGAGUACAUUGUGCCCUGCGGGCUGGUCGGGACAGGCGUCACUUCCCUGAGUAAGGAGCUCCAGAGGCACAUCACUGUGGAUGAAGUAAUACCACCUUUCCUUGAGGCCUUUAAGGAGACCUACAAGUGCACCUUGGUCUCUGACGACAGUACCAACUGAAAGGCAUUCAUGUUAUCACAGCCAGGAUCCUGGUCCUACCUUGGAAAGUACCAAGCCUGACUUGGAGUCAGUGAAACCCAGAUUCUAGAUUUGGGCCUAUCAUUCACUCACCAUGAGACUAUGGGCCAAGAGCUCUUAGCCAUUGUCUUCAUGUGUAACCUGAUUUAUUUAUAUCUUCCCACCUACCUCAGAUAUAGAAAUGAAAAUGUGAAAAGUAAUACAUGCUUUUUAAAUAAAAUGCAUUACCACUACUAUUGAUAUCA
Molecule: messenger RNA, 560 nt
Organism: Miniopterus natalensis
Lineage: Eukaryota; Metazoa; Chordata; Mammalia; Chiroptera; Miniopteridae
Gene: LIPT2
Product: lipoyl(octanoyl) transferase 2
Biological process (GO): protein lipoylation
Molecular function (GO): lipoyl(octanoyl) transferase activity
Source: RefSeq, a predicted model, not a curated record